This is a messenger RNA of Melampsora larici-populina 98AG31, 1530 nucleotides long. RefSeq lists its product as uncharacterized. The transcript is spliced from 6 exons. Bases 1 to 1530 code for a protein of 509 amino acids. The record is from RefSeq and is a predicted model, not a curated record. NCBI's taxonomy places the organism in Eukaryota, Fungi, Basidiomycota, Pucciniomycetes, Pucciniales, Melampsoraceae.
AUGUCGAAAAACAUCGUCACAGAGUCAGACUUGGGGCCUGAAACCAGAUUACCUCCGGUUCAGUUAGUCGAACAUCUCUUAGGAAGCCUCCAAGAGGACCAAAAGGUCGAUGCUUUUGAUUUGGAAUCCGCGAUCAACGCUUUCACGAACUUCCAAGAACCAAUGAGCAAUAGCAAGAUAUCUGAGUUGACCAUCUCGGGUUCUAUAAUAGUCCAGUUUCUUGUUGCUUCCAAAGAAACUAUUGGUGAUUAUGAACAGUGGACGAUAAUGUCUCCACCAAUGAAAGUUCGUCUGGUCGAUCUGUUGAAUAAAAUACUCAAUCAAGGUUUCAUACGGUCGCUUUUUUCCCUCAGAGAUCACAUUCGAACCUUGGCACUUGGUAGCAAACCCCGUCACAGUGCGUCUGCGAUGGCCACCUUGCCAGACGUACUGAUUGCUUCUGUGAUCGACUACAUCAACGGCGAUAUAUCAAACAACUUGCCUCAGUCGGCUGCUCUUCAAACUUGCCCUUCCUGGUCGCAUCAAACCAUUGAGCUUGUCGUACGGAUCCCGACUGACCAAGAACAACUGAUGGAUGUUCUGUUUUCCUCAAUACCUCGCAAUGAUAAGUUGAGCUAUGAGAUCAAAUUAGCUUGCUUGUCUCUAUUAUAUUGUCUCUGUUGUCUGGAUAAUUGGAGCCCAUUCCAACCUGAUCAAGCAUGCGAUCAACUUGCAAGCUUCAUCACUUCACUCGAUGAGAAUAUUAGCGUCUCUCAGAUAUCUGUUUCCCAAAUUCUUUGCCUAUAUGGCGUAAGCUUCAAAUCAAUCAACACUUCGCCUUUUCUCAGACACUAUCUUGCUGAUUCAUCGGAUUUGUCAGUAUUUGCCCCUCAAAAUCUGCUUGGUGAUAUCAAACUCAAUACAGCGCAGAACACUCUGUUUUCUGAUGGAGGUGAGAUGAUGCCAUGGGUCUGGUUACAUGCCGACUUUUGUCCCGAUGUUGAGACAAAGUUGAAAAAAUCUGAAGUACAUCCGGUUUUAUCCUCCGCUGGAAAUCCGAAGAACUUCUUCUUUGGUCUAAGCCCUCCGGAAGGCUUGAGCCCCUCUACAUGGAAUCGGAUCUGGCGCUCGAUCUUCAGCAUUCUCUUGGAUAUCCAUGAACGAACACGUAAUCAAGACAAAUUUGAAAAUUCCACAGUCGAUGGGAGAGGGAGACUCUCGAGACUAGUAGUGGAGGCUCUUCAGAGGCUCUUUGAGAACGUCUUUGACCUUCCAGAGAAACGUUAUUUCAUACGCCAGGUCAUUGGGUUACCUUCAAAAGAUAUCACAUUUUUUCUACAAAAAGCUCAAAAGAACCUUCAUAAGUUUCUCAAUCAGACCCUGUCGGUAGUGCAACAAUCAAUGGAGUCUAUCAAGACUGAAGAUACGAACUACAUGAGUGAGGCUACGGAUUGUUUGGAUUUCUUGAAUUUUUGGGCAGAGAAUCAAUUUGGUAAACCAACAGAUCUUUCUUUGACGAUGUUUUUGCAUGUUCAUCAAGCUGACGCCUAG